This is a messenger RNA of Photinus pyralis (common eastern firefly), 1889 nucleotides long. RefSeq names its product cytosolic non-specific dipeptidase-like. Gene Ontology annotation, molecular function: peptidase activity. Bases 496 to 1794 code for a protein of 432 amino acids. The transcript is spliced from 5 exons. Gene Ontology annotation, biological process: proteolysis. NCBI's taxonomy places the organism in Eukaryota, Metazoa, Arthropoda, Insecta, Coleoptera, Lampyridae. The record is from RefSeq and is a predicted model, not a curated record.
UGAAUAUGUGGCCUUGAUUGCUUAUUACCACACUAUGUUCCUCUUCUGGUAUUCGUUAAUCAAUCGUGGCGUUGCUCAGUGUUUACUUUGUGUUCCACAAAUCACAUACAAAGAUUUGUGGUGUUCCAUAUCGAUAAGGGAAAUCAAUCACUGAGUCGAUAUCUGUUAUCUUAUCGCGUCCUUGCAUUGAUAUGACAGUUUGAAUUUGUAUUUUUCACUCGACAAACUCGUAAGUAUAUCAUUAUCCUCCGACCUUUAAUCGUUAAAACGUUCACAAACGUUAACUGUCUGUCAUAACCUGACAGGGAGAAUUUACCUACUACCACCUUACUACCUAGAUAAGUUUGUUAAUAAUGGAAGUACCAACCGCAUUAGAAGAAUUAUUUAAGUAUAUAUAUCGACAAAAACACAUCUAGAUACAUAGAAACUCUUCGAGAAGCAGUGGCUAUUCGUUCGGUAUCUUCAUUGGAAGAAUGUCGCGAGGAAACUUGCAAGAUGGUAAAUUGGACGGCGGGUCAUUUACGCAAGCUUGGAGUUGAAGUUUGCCUAAAAGAGAUUGGAACGCAGGUAUUUCCAAGUGGGAACGAAGUGAAAUUUCCACCUGUGCUGUUAGGUACCUUAGGAAAUGAUCCAAAGAAAAAAACUAUUUGCAUAUAUGGACAUUUGGAUGUUCAACCUGCUUUAAAAGAUGAUGGGUGGAACACUGAACCAUUUGAGAUGGCAGAAUGUGACGGCAGAUUGUACGGAAGAGGCGCGGCCGAUGAUAAAGGUCCAGUUUUGGCAUGUAUUCAAGCUAUAGAAGCGUUUCAAGCAGUUCACGUUGAGUUACCGGUGAAUAUUAAAAUUUUGUUCGAAGCUAUGGAGGAAUGCGGAAGUCUUGGGUUGGAGGGUUUAGUCACAAGCGAAAAAGACUCAUUUUUUAAAGACGUCGAUUAUAUUUGUAUUUGCGAUGGUUCCUGGCUCGGUAAAGACACCCCAUGUAUUGUAUACGGUUUGAGAGGUUGCUGCUUCUUUCGACUGACAGUUGAAUGCGCUUCCCAAGAUCUGCACAGUGGAGUACACGGCGGCAUGGUACACGAAGCCAUGGCGGACUUGACUUACUUAUUAAGUAGUCUAACUGACAAAGAUGGUAGACUAUUGAUAACCGAUAUUUAUAACAGUGUCCCUCCUUUGCAUGCAGGUGAACAAGACAUAUAUACCAACAUUGAUUUUGAUACUUCCGUAUACGGUAACGAUAUUGGCGCAGUAAAGCUGCUCCGGCAAGAUAAAGCGGAUCUUUUACUGAACGGUUGGCGUUAUCCCUCUUUGUCCAUUCAUGGAAUAGAAGGCGCCCACGGGGAAUUCGGUUUGAAAUGCGUUAUACCUGGAAAAGUAACUGGAAAAUUUUCAAUACGAAUUGUUGAAAAUCAAUCACCGGAAGAAGUUAAAAAGUUAGUCACCGAUUACCUCACAAAGAAAUGGCAAGAGCGGGGAAGUGCUACUAGAAUUAUGGUGACGAUGACGGCCUCGGCAUUGCCGUGGCACGAAGAUCCACACCAUCCGCAUUAUUUAGCCACACAAAAGGCAACUAAGUAUAUAUAUAAAAAAGACGGAGACUUAAUUCGCGCUGGUGGAACAAUGCCGAUUAUAACAACGUUAAAGAAAAUUACGGGUAAAAAUAUAAUCAAUGUAGCAUUGAGCGCAGGAGAUGAUAACAUACAUGCUCAAAAUGAAAAGAUAGAUAAGAACAACUACAUUAGUGGGACUAAAUUCAUGGCGGCUUAUUUAUAUGAAGUCUCACGUAUAGAAAAAUAAUGCAGCACUGUGGAAUUGUUAAAUAAAAUUACAUUUACACAAAAUGCCUGUGUACAGUAUUGAGUUAUAAUAUUAAUAUAAAUAUAGGUACCUAU